This is a messenger RNA of Ananas comosus (pineapple), 2110 nucleotides long. RefSeq lists its product as uncharacterized. Lineage: Eukaryota; Viridiplantae; Streptophyta; Magnoliopsida; Poales; Bromeliaceae. The record is from RefSeq and is a predicted model, not a curated record. The coding region runs from base 139 to 1965 and encodes 608 amino acids. The transcript is spliced from 2 exons.
UUAGGUAUCCGUAUCCAUGGACGUUCCUGUUCGAAACAUUUGUUCAGUUUUGAAUAUUGAGAGUUCCCUCUUCGCCUCUUUUCCUCCUCGUCUCCUCACUCUAUCUCCUCUCUCUCCCGCACCCUCAAAAUCCCCAAAAUGUCCAGGAAAAUCGCCAUUAAUGGCGUCGCCAAUGGCGUAGAGCCCAUAGGUCGACGCCUCCGCUCCCGCCACACCCCUCUCCGGAGGUCCCCGCGGCUCCGAUCCAAGAACCAUGGCGAGGUCCCGAUGGGAAACCGACCCAAUUCGAAGAAGAAGCCUCGGGGAGCUUCUUCGGGGGAAACCCAUCUCAAAUCUCUCCCUUUCUCAUUGGAAAUCGAGGGGAAGCGUCCAGGAUCCAUCAAAACCGUAUCUUGCGGCCGAAGAAGGUCUCUCAGGUUAGCUUCUACUCAAUCUCCGCUUUCGGAUUCCGAAGGAAUGGUUGGUGGAAGGAAAACCCAAGUUGGAUCUUCUUCGGAAAGCCGGAAGAGCCGUUCCGGAGUUCGUAGUUCAGCGAGCGAUGAUUCCGGUUGCCGAAGAAGAUCCUUGAGGUCGGAUUCCAAAUCGAUGUCGGGAGCCGAUACGAGUUCGCGGCAACACCUUCCAACUGUUUGCGGUAAUGCCUCUGAGAACAGGAGCAAGCGUUUAUCCCCUAAUUUGUGUCAUCUCAAGGAGAAAGAGGAGAAAUUGGCACCAAUCCAUAUGGUUAAAUGCUCUCGUGUUCAAGUGAAUUCGACAUAUAAGUGUUGUGAAGGCUCGCAGGUUAUCCGACGGUCGACGAGGCUUGCCUCAAGAUUGGCGGAGUCUGAGAAGAAAGAUGUUAACUUGGCGUCUUCUGGCGGCACCGAUUGCUGUAUGGGACUAAGAAGAUCUCAAAGGUUAGGUUUUGGUUUACCGAAACGUAAUUCGGAUUGUGAUGUAGCCUCGGGAAAGAGAAGAGUGAAAGGUAGUACUAAAGUUGUGAGCAAAGUUGAGACUAAUGUAGAUGGGUUGAGUAGUGAGCAGGAUGCAGGAAAAUGUGGAAAGGAAGUCAAAGGUAACCCCUUGGAGAUUACAAAGAAGGAAGUGGGUGAAACGAAGAGUAAAAAGAGAGCGAGAAGUGUCAAAGCGGAGCCUGAGGUAGAGAGGAGCGAGACAGAGCAAUGUUGCGGCCUUGAGGAAUGGACAGAAGAGCAAGACACAGCAUUGCAAAGGGCUUACUUAUCGGCCAAGCCAUCUCCACAUUUUUGGAAGAAGGUCGCCAAAAUGGUACCCGGAAAGUCUGCUGAGGAAUGCUUCAACAGAAUCCACGCCGAUCUUGCGACCCCACCUCCAAAUCAGCCUCGUUCAAGGUUGAUUAAGAUCCAUAAUUCCCCAACAGAAAAUUUCAAUAUAUUAGACUGCAAUUAUCCCGACCUCAUUGAAUCAAAGGUUAAAAGGCAUAGGAUCAAAAAGCAAAAGACCCAUGUUACACAGAAGACUCUAAGACAUUUACUCAAGAAGCGUAGCCUCGCAGAUCAAGCUCAAGAGGCCGACCAUUUCUCGGUUCUUGAGACCUCACCGAGCCCAUUACAGCUUGACUUUCCCGAACUUAAGUCUCCUGAAAUAUCUAGCACUAUUUUAAGGUCCUCGUCAUCAACGCACAAGAAGAAGACCAAGUCCAGGUUCAGGCCUGGCCAAGUGGAUCCAAGCCCUGAGGUGCUUAAGAGGAUCAAGAACGUUGCGCUGCACGAGAAGUACAUCGACCAACUACAUUGCCGUGAAGCAAAGAGAAGGACUCAUGCUAAGGGGAAGUUCAUAUCUCCUUUGUCUAAUAAAGAUGAGGCCGGCGUUAUUCUGAAAGCUGCGCGGAAUGCUCUAAUCUCUGAAGCCAGUAAUGCGAUUGGCCAGUUUAAGCACAUGCAGGCCAACCCAACUGAUGAUUAUGCAGAAUUUGAAUCUGGUACUGAUGAUGAUGUUGAUGAUUAAUCUUCUGAUGAUCAUGACUAAGCAUGUUACAUUUCAUUGCAAAAAUUGGUUGAUUCUUUUUACUUCUGGCAAAGAUUGUUGUCGUCGCCGUUUGCUGUAAAUAGUCUGAAGCAGAUGAUCAAGGUGGCUGUUUUGUUUGGCAACA